This is a messenger RNA of Dentiscutata heterogama, 557 nucleotides long. Lineage: Eukaryota; Fungi; Glomeromycota; Glomeromycetes; Diversisporales; Gigasporaceae. The record is from the annotation of a GenBank genome assembly.
AUGAAAAAUAUUCGAGAAGAAUUGAUAAUCUGCCUGAUUAAUGAUAUUUAUACAAAUGCUCAAGGUGAUGAUUGGAAUGAAAUUUAUGAAGAGCUUAAGGGUCCAAAAUAUAUUUGCUCAACAUGUGAAAAGCCUGGGUACACUAUCGAUGAUUGUGAGCAUUGUUUGAGAGAUUGUUUAAGAAAAGACUUCAGUAAUUGGACUUCAAACAGUUCAAAUAUUGAUGAAGCAAUUCAAGAUGCACAAAUACAGAUGCCUUUACCGCGUGCACUGACUGAAUGGAUACCAUAUAUUCAUCUCGAAAAUAUUGAAUUCCUCAAACAAGGCGGAUGUUCAUCUAUUUAUACAGCUACUUGGACAAAUGGACUUAUUACUUCGUUUGGAUCGGCCACGAAUAAUGAACGAUUUUUAAAUGAGGUUAUUAGUAGUGGAAUAACAAGAGACCCUCUAACAAAAGAUUUUGUGUUAGUAUUGAAAAAAUUGGAUGGAGAUUUGCGAGAUUACAUUUUCAAAAAUCAUAAAUCUUUAACUUGGAAAGAAAUUUAUAGAUUGCUUUC